Messenger RNA from Alternaria atra, 264 nucleotides. RefSeq lists its product as uncharacterized. Bases 1 to 264 code for a protein of 87 amino acids. The record is from RefSeq and is a predicted model, not a curated record. NCBI's taxonomy places the organism in Eukaryota, Fungi, Ascomycota, Dothideomycetes, Pleosporales, Pleosporaceae. The transcript is spliced from 5 exons.
AUGUCGGCCUCAUUAGCACCCGAAUGCAACGAAGUCAAGGAACGCUACGACAACUGCUUCCUCAAGUGGUACAGCGAGAAGUUUCUGCGAGGCACUGCUACAACCGAUGAGUGCAAGCCAAUAUUUGAGCAGUAUGAGAAGUGUCUUUCGAGAGCUUUGAACGAGCGAGGCAUCGAUAAGAUGCUGAAGGAAGUACGCGACGAUAACAAAGAAAACGAUGCUGAGCACAUGAAGCCUGUAACCGAUGAACUGCGAGGCAUAUAA